GGGGCCAACUGAUGACUCGACGGUAGCAUACUUCUGGGCGCCUUCAAUUAUUUGCACAGUCUUGAAUUCGGGUUCUUGGAGAGCGUUUAUAACUUUCGUUUUGUUUCCUUUCGUUUCCUUUGCACCUCACACGAAAGCACGCAAUUAAUUUCUCCUUGAGCCCGGUCUAGUCCAAAGUGUGAAGUGCCUGGCGAGCCGAAGCCGGAGCCUUAGUCUGAACUUUAAAGGGAAAUUCCAGCAGCGUUUUUUAUGGUAAUAAGUGCAAUGACCCGCCAGGAAAACAAUGGUGCGGUAAGGUAAGCUUCACGCAACACAAAAAUAAAGAAAGGAAAGAAAAGGAAAGGCUGGUCUGGUCUGGUCUGGGGGGCGCACGUAAGCAAUCACCCUGUCCACUGUGGUCAAAGUUGUUUGGCUUUUGGUUCUGUAUCGAGUUACUAUUCGAAAUGGGUUACAAAGCAUAAAACCAGCACCCCAUUCCCUCUUCACAAUUCCCUAUUCCCUAUGCCCAUUCCUAUCCCAAUUCUGAACUAAUCAUGCCUGUCCGGGGCUGGCUUGGCCUGAAUUCGAAACGGGCCCCUAAGACUUUCACUCACUUUUACUUUUGUUACCCACUACUGCCCACUACUGCCCACCGCUCCAAUCCGUUGCCAGCGCCAACCUCCAACUGGCCACAACACCAGCGCUCGAGCGCCGAGCGCCGAGAAUGCUUCUAAAGCCCAGCCGGACCGUGGCUCUGGUCAGUUCGUGGUUUAGCUUCCCAUUGACCGCACGCGUCUACUGAUCACACAAUUCCCCGGCAUUGCGGUUCUCUGUCUCUCCUGCAACUGCGUUCCAUCCUAAUCUAAAGUUGCAAUUGGAAUUGGCUUCCAUUGAGUAAAAAUCAAAAUGCGUUCUUGCGGUCCGAGCUUAAUCAAAUAUGUUUUGUUUGCCUUCAAUGUGCUCUUUGCGCUCUCGGGCCUCGGCAUACUCAUUGCUGGAGCAAUUGUGCUGGCCGAUGUCAAUGAGUUCAAUCACUUUGUGGAGGGCCGAGUGCUAGCACCGCCCAUUGUCUUGAUUGUGACGGGUCUGAUCAUAUUCCUGAUCGCCUCGCUGGGCUGCUUCGGUGCGAUCAAGGAGUCACCAACGCUCCUGCUAACGUUUGCUGUCCUGUUGGCCGUCAUCUUCAUCGUUGAGCUGGCCGUGGGCAUUGCCGCCAGCGUGUUCAAGAAGGACCUAGAGAUGAUGGUGAAGAACUCGCUGCAGGAGUCCAUUAAGCGCUCCAGCAGCGAGGACACCGUGGCCUGGGACAACAUCCAGCGCAAGCUGAUGUGCUGUGGCGUCGAUACCCCGGCCGAUUGGAGGGCCAUCAGUGCCAACAAGACGCUGCCGGCUAGCUGCUGUCAGCCGCAGUUCAUCGACACGACUGUCGGGCAUUGUCUGGACUCGCCGGCCCUCGGCAAGGACAAGUACUACCAGGACGGAUGCGUGGGCAAGCUGAAGGAUCGCAUCGAUAAGAACGCCAGCAUCCUGAUCGGUGUGGGCAUCGGCAUUGCCUUCAUCCAGAUCCUUGGCAUUAUUCUCGCCUGCUAUCUGGCCUCCUCCAUACGGCGGGAACAGGCCAAGUAAUCCACAUCGCAUUCCCCCUUCCUGUUCGUUUACCCAUUCAUAUCUCUAUUAUUGAUAACUAUUGAAAUGUAUGUAGUGGAAUUUGUCUAAUUUACGCUCAACUAAUCGGAACUGCAUACGAAGAAUAUGAGCAGCAGAAAGCGCAACAAUCUCACAGCUGUCAACUGUCCCCCAA
Drosophila obscura is the source of this 1780-nucleotide messenger RNA. RefSeq names its product CD63 antigen. NCBI's taxonomy places the organism in Eukaryota, Metazoa, Arthropoda, Insecta, Diptera, Drosophilidae. The transcript is spliced from 3 exons. Gene Ontology annotation, cellular component: membrane. Bases 886 to 1605 code for a protein of 239 amino acids. The record is from RefSeq and is a predicted model, not a curated record.